This is a messenger RNA of Leishmania mexicana MHOM/GT/2001/U1103, 1671 nucleotides long. RefSeq lists its product as hypothetical. Gene Ontology annotation, molecular function: NAD(P)HX epimerase activity; ADP-dependent NAD(P)H-hydrate dehydratase activity. The transcript has a single exon. NCBI's taxonomy places the organism in Eukaryota, Euglenozoa, Kinetoplastea, Trypanosomatida, Trypanosomatidae. The coding region runs from base 1 to 1671 and encodes 556 amino acids. The record is from RefSeq and is a predicted model, not a curated record. Gene Ontology annotation, biological process: metabolite repair.
AUGCUGAGUCGACUUUCUGAGCGUUGUACCGUCGUCACCGGGCUUGAGCAGGUGCUGCGCCGUUAUGUGUGGAGCGCGGCAUGGCUGCGCGAUGCCGAGCCGGCGGCAGCCGCCAGUCAGAGCAUCGAUCUCAGUUGCCUGAUGGAGCGCGCGGGCCGCGCGGCGUACGACGUCUUUGCUAACCUUUACACCUCACAGCGACACUGGCUGAUCCUGGUGGGCCCAGGCAACAACGGAGGUGACGGCUACGUCAUCGCGCGACACGCCCGAGAGGCUGGGAAGAUGGUGACGGUGUUGUGCAUGCCUCACAGCAAGCCGUUUCCGACGGAGGCGGCAAAUGCUCAGCAUGCGUGGCAGGCGGUCGGCGGCACCGAGACUACGAUGAACCCCGGCGCACCGUUGCAGCUACCCGCCGACGUCGACCUUAUCGUGGACGGCUUGCUGGGCACCGGCAUCUGUGGUCCCCCUCGAGAGCAGUACGAGCAUGUCAUCCGGCAUAUCAACGGUCUCCCGGUGCCGCGGGUGGCUAUCGACAUCCCAUCCGGUCUCAACGCCGAAACUGGGGAGGCUGCCGGCGCGUGCGUGAGGGCGGAUCACACUGCCACCUUCAUUUGCCUGAAGCCUGGGCUGCUCACAGGGCAGGCAAAGGACUAUGUCGGGCAGCUGCACUACCGCAGCCUCGGCUUGGAGGAUUGGAUGGCGGCGCCGGAGCGGAUGAGAGCGGCCUUGUGCCGCCGCGUGGCGCUGGACGACGUCUACGAGUACUUCGGCGUUCGGCGGUCGGCGUUGGCACACAAGGGCAGUUGUGGCAAGGUCAUCCUUGUCGGCGGAGACCACGGCUUUGGGGGUGCCACUCUCAUGUCGGCCGAGGCCUGCGUGACGGUCGGAGCCGGGCUCACCCGCGUGCUGACUCGCCCUGAGUACGUAGCACCGUUGUUGACGCGCUGCCCAGAGGCAAUGGUGACAGCCGUGGAGACGGACACGGGCGGGCAGCUGGAGCAGCAGAUGCUUGAGGCGUUCGGGUGGGCCUCUACGCUGGCGGUCGGGCCUGGACUUGGCACUGGUGCGUAUGGACAGGCGGCCUUGACCGCUGCUCUGCGACACGCUGAAGUGCAUCAGGACAAGACACUGGUGCUGGAUGCGGAUGCGCUGAACCUUCUCGCAGGCCGCCUUCAUGGCAAGGAAGGUGCUGCUGCUGCUGCCGGCGCCGGUAAACACCUGCCGAUGCUUCCGAACAGCAUAAUCACGCCGCACCCCGGUGAGGCGGCCCGUCUGUUGGCCUGCCGCGUCGCAGAUGUGGAGAAGGACCGCCUCGCCGCGGCUCGCCGCCUUGCCGCCAUUUUGGGUGGGACUUGUCUCCUCAAGGGCCCUGGCACGAUUGUGCACUGCCACGACAGCGCGAAGACGGCAAUCGUGGAUGCCGGAAACGCCGGCAUGGCAAGCGGUGGCAUGGGUGAUGUGCUGACUGGGCUGCUGGCAGGUCUUGCCGCGCAACGAAUGCACAACACCUUCGACACGACUUGUGCAGGGGCUCUCGUGCACGGGGUCGCUGCAGAUAUCGUGGCCGCCGAGAAGGGGCGUGGCACACGCGGUAUCCGAGCGACUGAGCUCAUUCAUCGCGUACCCUUCAUCGUCAACGCCUCUGGGCCAUCUCCUGCUACCCGGCAGUGA